GCAGACACUUGCAGACAGGAUCCACUGUGUGGUGUAUGUGAUGGACAGCUCAUCACCUGGAUUUCUGCACCCAGACACAAAGAAGAAAGUUGAUCAAAUACGAGAGGAUUGUAGAUUGCAAAAGGUCCCUCUAGUAGUGCUACUGACCAAAGUGGACAAAGCGUGCCCACAUGUGGAGAAGGACUUGAAGAAUGUGUACCGCAGCUACUAUAUAAGAGAUCUGAUCAAAAAGGCAAGUGGAUGUCUGGGCAUUGCGGAGUUGAAUGUGCUUCCGGUGCAGAAUUACUCCCAUGAGAUUGAGCUGAAUGACGCCUGUGACAUCCUGCUCCUCACCGCCAUGAAGCAGAUGCUCAACUUUGCUGACAAUUACUUAGACAACUUUGAUUAGGACACUCAGUAGAGAGACACCAUUGAUUCAUCGUAUUUGGGGUCAGUGCCAACAGCUCAUUCUGAUGGUGUCGAGAGCUGCCGCCCAGGUGUUUGUGUCCUGCAGUCUACAGAUAUAAUCAUACGCAUUAAUAAAAUGACUCCUGCGUGGGUCACUGUCUGUCUCAGUCUUAACUAUGGUUUGGUUCAGUUUUCUAUGCCUAUAUUUUGAGUUUUCUUCAGUGUCUCUGCCAGUUUUAUUACUAACCUGUAGGUUUGGAAAUGAUCAAAUAAACUGAAAUAAAAUGGUCUCAUAUUCAA
Brienomyrus brachyistius is the source of this 687-nucleotide messenger RNA. Its product is annotated as interferon-induced protein 44-like. NCBI's taxonomy places the organism in Eukaryota, Metazoa, Chordata, Actinopteri, Osteoglossiformes, Mormyridae. The record is from RefSeq and is a predicted model, not a curated record. The transcript has 3 exons. Bases 41 to 388 code for a protein of 115 amino acids.